AUGAGUAGAAAACUUUUUAUUGUACUGCUUUUGUUGUUUGUGACUCUGGGAGAAGCAAGGAAAUCAUUUCUCAGUUUUCUGACUAUAGAAAAGACUGAAAUACUAUUUUUCACAAAGACUGAAGAAACUAUCAUUGUAAGAUCAAGUUACAAGGAUAAAUGGCCAAACUCUAGUUACCUCUUUGUGCAACUAGAAGAUCCGAAAAUGCUGCGAGUGGUGAAUGUGACCAAGACCUUAUCGGAUGUUACAAACUUCACCAUAAACCUAGUAACAGAUGAAGUUGGAGAGACGAAUUUGACCAUUCAGCUGUGGGAUUCUGAAGGUAGGCAAGAAAGACUCAUUGAAGAAAUAAAGAAUGUCAAAGUCAAAGUGCUCAGACAGAGAAAAGAUGAUCUUUUCCAGGCAUCAAUGCGUAUUGAUAGAAAUAUCCUAAUGAUUUUUCUGCCAUUGAUACUGUUAAAUAAAUGUGCAUUUGGUUGCAAGAUUGAAUUAGAGGUGUUUCAAACAGUAUGGAAGAAACCUUUGCCAAUAAUUCUUGGGGCAGUUACGCAGUUUUUUCUUAUGCCCUUUUGUGGAUUUCUUUUGACUCAGAUUUUGGCAUUGCCUGAGGCACAGGCGUUUGGAUUUAUAAUGACCUGCACCUGCCCAGGAGGGGGUGGGGGCUAUCUCUUUGCUCUGCUUGUAGAAGGAGACAUCACUUUGGCCAUUUUGAUGACUUGCACGUCAACGUUAUUGGCCCUGAUAAUGAUGCCUGCCAAUUCUUAUAUAUACAGUAGAAUGUUAGGGUUAUCAGGUACCUUUCAUAUUCCCGUUUCUAAAAUCACGUCAACACUCCUUUUCAUCCUUAUACCUAUAUCAGCUGGAAUAGUCAUCAAGCGUAGGAAACCUGAAAAAGCAAAGCUUCUGGAGAGAAUAAUUAGACCUUUGAGUUUUAUUUUAAUGUCUGUAGGGAUUUAUAUGACUUUCAGAAUAGGAUUAAUGUUUCUAAAAACAGUUAGCCUAGAGGUGCUUCUGUUGGGUGCCUUAGUUCCUACUUUGGGUUUGUCGUUUGGGUACUCCUUUGCUACAAUUUCUAUGCUGCCUCUUCCUGUUUGUAAAACUGUUGCUAUUGAAAGUGGCAUACUAAAUAGUUUCUUGGCCCUUGCCAUUAUUCAGCUCUCCUUUUCACAGUCCAAGGCAAACUUAGCUUCUGUGGCUCCUUUUACAGUAGCCAUGUGUUCUGGAUGUGAAAUGUUAGUGAUCCUUCUGGUCUACAAGGCUAGGAAAACAUGGAUCCUUAUAGAAGAUAAAAGAAAAAACAUUCCCUUGGCCUAA
Messenger RNA from Equus caballus (horse), 1314 nucleotides. It is a transcript of the gene SLC10A5, whose product is annotated as solute carrier family 10 member 5. The record is from RefSeq and is marked inferred. Gene Ontology annotation, molecular function: bile acid:sodium symporter activity. Lineage: Eukaryota; Metazoa; Chordata; Mammalia; Perissodactyla; Equidae. Gene Ontology annotation, biological process: bile acid and bile salt transport. Gene Ontology annotation, cellular component: membrane.